AUGAAUGAAUCUGUGUCCAAGGAGUUGGCUAUCUCCAGACGCAAAGCCCUAGUGGUCAAACAAGUGAAUAUACAGUCAUACCUCUUGGGCUGGCUCCGGCCUUGCUUAACACUGAAUGGCCUGAAGAAGUCGACUCCGGUUAAGUUUACCCUAGGCAAGGCCAGAGAGGCCAUAGAAAAUUGUGUAUUACUCGAUCCCGAUACAGGUUAUUCCAGAGCAAGGAUAAUAUUACAGGACCAGUUCGGACAGAACUACAUAGUGGCUAGAGCUCAUCUGGAGGAGGUUAUCACUAGAUCACCACUUAGGGUGACGGACAGCCAAGGUCUGUGGGAUCUAGCCAGAGACAUGAGGAGGUGUCAGAUGACAACUUCUCAGAUGGGGUACUCGGCUGAUAUGAGUACAACGGAUACCCUACUGAAGAUUCAACAUCUUCUCCCAGUCCACAUUCAGUCCAAGUGGGCAAACCGAGCACAUUCACUGAUGGAACAAUCAGUGAUGCCCAACUUCUCCCAUCUGACGGACUUUAUUGAAGAAUCCGUUUAG
This is a messenger RNA of Lytechinus pictus (painted urchin), 543 nucleotides long. RefSeq lists its product as uncharacterized. NCBI's taxonomy places the organism in Eukaryota, Metazoa, Echinodermata, Echinoidea, Temnopleuroida, Toxopneustidae. The record is from RefSeq and is a predicted model, not a curated record. The coding region runs from base 1 to 543 and encodes 180 amino acids. The transcript has 2 exons.